Molecule: messenger RNA, 2072 nt
Organism: Pantherophis guttatus
Lineage: Eukaryota; Metazoa; Chordata; Lepidosauria; Squamata; Colubridae
Gene: CCDC51
Product: coiled-coil domain containing 51
Source: RefSeq, a predicted model, not a curated record
GAAACAGAAGCUCAUGAAAGAAACGCCACAGAGAUCUGACCUGGGAUGACGGCGCAUGUGUCAGCAGAGAGGGCUGUGCGUGCUACCCCUGGCACAUGUGCCAUAGGUUCGCCACCACGGGUAUAGGGAGUCCAUUGACAUGUCAUACCAUUGAGCCACGGUGGCGCAGUGGUUAGAGUGUCGUACUGCAGGCUACUUCUGCUGGCUGCCUGCAAUUUGGCAGUUCGAAUCUCACCGGGCUCAAGGUUGACUCAGCUUUCCAUCCUUCCGAGGUAAUUUUUUCCCCACCAUGGUGGCCCUGCGUGCACAGCUCCCGUGAAGUGCCCAGACUUGCUAGUUCACUUGUUGUAAGCGCAUCGCAAAAUGCAACGUCCCCAUUUGUUAUCUUUUGUGAGGAUGUACUGCUCUCCGGCCUCCAAAAAGUCUGAAGCAGCCAACACAAUGGAAACAGCUAAAGUUUUUCUUUGUCGCCUCUCUGGAGCUGGAAGGGAUUUGGGAAGACACUCCGUUCAGCGAAUCUCUGCAACCACACAAAGCUGGUGGGAAAAAUACGAGGAAUUUGUCGGCAUUAAUGAAGUCCGAGAAGCCCAGGGAAAUGUGACCGAGGCUGAAAAACAGUUUAUGUUUGCUCGAGGAAUUGUACGAGAAACUCGUGACACGUGGGAGACUCAGCAGCUGAAAUUGAAGGAAAUUCGGGAUCGUUUAGACAGAGUUUCACGUGAGGACGUUCAGUAUCUGGAACUGGCAACUUUGGAGCACAAAUUAUUGCAGGAAGAGAAAAGGUACCGGAUCAACUACCUAACAGCCGAAGAAUCUGAGCGGGAAGCUUUCUCUCUCUUCUCUGCCGCCGUGAGGGAAAGUCACGAAAAAGAGAGAACGAGAGCUGAGAAGACAAAGAACUGGUCCAUUAUUGGCUCCGUGUUGGGGGCCGUGAUUGGGGUCUUGGGCUCCACUUACAUCAACCGAGUUAGGUUGCAGGAAUUAAAAGCCUUAGUUUUCGAGGCCCAGAAGGGCCCUGCGAGCCUUCAGGAAGCCAUCCGGGAUCAAGCCACUGCCUAUCGCUCCCAAAAACAGGAUCUCGGUGACCUCAUUGCCAGUCUGAAGAACAUCCUGCAACUUGCAAUGGUGACAUCGCCGCAGGAAGGGGAAGGGGCUUCCUUGACCAAAGACAGAUCAAGCACCUCACUAAAAAUAGACCCUGUCUUGGUUUCUGUGAAGGAGCAGCUGGUCUACUCUAAACAAAUCAGCUCAUUCCUCGGAAGCUUGCAGGAGCAGCUUAGUAAUUUGGAAAAAAACCUAGGGCAGAUGGUCCGUGAAGUGCGGGACGUUAAAGUUGUACCUCAGUCCGUACCUGAGGAAAGGGGUUUGCUUAGCCUUCCCUCAGAGGCGAAGAGCCAGGCUUUAGAGGCAGAAGAGGUGGUUCUCGAAUUGUGCAACACCGAAAGGAGGUUGAAAGCCCAAAUGAAGAAGAACUCCAUCUACAGCACAGUCUUCACCUGUACCAUGUUGGCUGUCAGCUUCCCCAUGCUCUAUAUACUGUUGAAGGGAAAUUAGCCUGCAGUUUUAGCCCCUCUCCUCAAAAGUCUUAAAAAAUAAUAAUAAAAGGGUGUUCCUUGACCAUAAAUGCUUCCUCAAAGUCAUUUUGCAGAAGCGCCUGGUGGUUGAUGGCCCGAGUCAGUAUAUAAUGAACUCUGUUCUAAGAGUCUUUUGCAGAUUCUUCUUUUAUGUAGACAGAGAAAUGAUUUGUGGUUUUUUGCACCAUUGGUGCUCUUUGCCUUUGGAAUCUGACAGAAAACCUCGAUGCCUUCGAGCUGUUGAUGAGUGAGAGAAGCCAUUUGGAUGAUCGAGUUGCCUCUUUUUAAAAGAUAAUUUUAUGAGAGGUUUCAGAUGUAGAGAUAAACACUGGCAGCAAUUAAGGUAGGAGAAACAAACAGGUAAAGAAUGAGAAAAAGAAUGCAAAGCCAAAAGUGCAGAAAGAAAAAGGGAGAAAAGGAAAUGCAAAAAGAGUGAUUCUGACUUUUUCUUUGCAGCAGCUACGAAUAUAAAUUCACAUUAAAAGUCUUUACAACACA